This is a messenger RNA of Ochotona princeps (American pika), 1449 nucleotides long. Its product is annotated as basic proline-rich protein-like. NCBI's taxonomy places the organism in Eukaryota, Metazoa, Chordata, Mammalia, Lagomorpha, Ochotonidae. The record is from RefSeq and is a predicted model, not a curated record. The coding region runs from base 13 to 1449 and encodes 478 amino acids. The transcript is spliced from 3 exons.
GACGGAGUUCAAAUGAAGGUCACAGACCCAAAAGAGUUUUCUGGUUGCUGUGCUGCCUGGGUGGAAAUGUGGGGGAGAGGUGAGCAGAUGUGGGUGGACCCCGGUGGCCCCGACCCCGCGGGACACCUGAAGGCCUACUGUGCGCCGGGCACGGGGCACACAGAGCCACGGAAGCGAGGCCGGAGUCUCCGCCCCAAGGCCCUCCCAGGCCAUUUUCCUAGGUUGCAUCAGGUGGUGCCGGUGGGGGAGGAAGGCAACAUAGGUUUUCCAGGAGUCCCGAGGACACUAAGGGGACGCGGCGGGGUCACAGGCCUCAGUGAUCCUGUCCUCUGCCCCUACACCCCCGGCGACCCCGCCGCCGGCACUGACACGCCCUCUCGGCAGGGCGGGUGGGCGCCGCGGACCCAACCCCGGGGCCCUCCUCAGCAGAAUCCCGCGCGAACGCGGCGCAGCGCGGCGCCCGCUCCUCACGUGUCCCCCUCCCCGGCCCCGAGGCCGCCUCACGUUCUGCUUCCGUCCCGACCCUUCCGACUUCCGGCAAAGAGUUCCCCCCAUUCCCCGCCCCGCAGCUCGGCGCCCACCGGGCACAGCCACCCCGGAGCGUCGGGGUCCCGGCCUCCGCCUCCUCCCCGCCGCUUCACGCCCUACCCCGCACACCCCACGAUGCGCUCGGCCGCCGCGGCUCCUCAGGGCCCCGCCGCCGCCCCGGGAGCUCGGCGGCCGGCCGCGGCCAGGUGGCCCGGGAGGCGCUCGCUCCCGCGGCAGGCGCGGAGGGGCGGGCGCGGCGGCGGCGCGGCCCGGGGCCCGUAUCCCUCCGCCGCCCCUCCCCCGCCCGGCCCCGGCCCCCCGCCCUCCGGGCAGCGCUCGCCUCCCUCCGCCGCCGCCUCGCACUGUUUUGGUAGCAACGGCCACGGCGGCGGCGCGUCCCGGCCCGGCUCCAGGCGGCUCCUCGGUGUCGGCGGGCCUCCCCGCUCCUUCGUCGUCCUCCUCCUCCCCCUCGCGAGCGCCGGCGUCCCCCCGGCCGCGGCAGCCCGCGCCUCCCCGCUCGGCGUCCGCGCGUCCCCGCCGCGCUCCGGCGUCUCCUCGGCGCGCCCGGCUCCCGGCUGUCCCCGCCCGGCGUGCGAACCGGUGUAUGGGCCCCUCACCAUGUCGCUGAAGCCGCAGCAGCAGCAGCAGCAGUCGGCGGCCGCCAGCGCCCGCAAGCCCAGCGGCGGCGGCGGCCUUCUCGCGUCGCCCACCGCUGCCGCGCCGCCACCACCGCCGCCGUCCUCAGGCUCGUCGCCCUCGGCCGCGGCUUCCCCUUCGUCCUCGGUGGUGGCGGCGAGCGCAGGAGGCGCACGGCCCGGCCUGGGCAGAAAUCGAAACAGCAAAGGACCGCCUCAAUCUACGAGUCAAAUGCCUGCCCCUUGCCCCCCGUCCCCCGCCCCCGCCCUGUCCUUUGACAAAUGA